UCCACUUUCGGCCCACGGCGAUAAAGCCUGAGUCACCUGAGAGGGCUGGUCAGGCCUGUUGUGAAAGUGGCCAUUUUUGUUAGAGUGCGACUGCAGUACAACAGCUUGGCUUGGGCAAGAAGAAUCAUGGAUUUAAACUUCAUAAUAUAUCUUUCAUUGGGCAACUAAGAUUCCUGCGCAGCUGAACGACAACAGCCCAAGCAUGCGAGGCUGGAGAAAGAGCCCAGCGAUGGACAUAGACUCCAACUGUGUGGACAGAGACGUGGACAGAGACUCCUCAUCAUGGAGCGAAGACGUGGACUCGACUCCAGGCAAACUGGAGGAUGCUUCUGCCAGAAGUGACUCUUCACCCGGUCCCCCCCCCACGCCCAAUCAGGGAGAGAGUGUUGAAGAGGAGAGGUCAUUAACGCAGCAAAUCAGAUCUCUCUUCCCAAAGACACUGAGCGGCCUCUUUGAAAAAUGGACGACGAACGGCGAUGAUGAUGAUGCUGACGUCAGUGAUAAUGAUGAUUAUCACUUCAAUCUCACAGGGAUUAAAAUCCUGCCUAACGGCACCAGGGUGAGCCCCCCCGUGAGCCCUUACCUGGAGAGACGCUGGGACCACCUGGGAGACUCACUGAGAUCUAGUAAGGGCUCUCAGAAACCCUUGAUAACCAGCGGCCCUCCAGACAAUUACAGGGCUUACGAAGCUCUUGAGGGCUCUGAGUUGACGAGCCUUCAUCCAGCGGAGUACUAUGCUGAGAAGGUCGAGGUCUAUAAGAUGAAAUACUCCUACUUAAAAUCAUGGCCUGGACUACUAAGGCUCUUGGCUGGACUAGAGCUCCUAUUUGGGGGGAUGGUCUUGGCAUGUGUCUGUGCCUACAUUCAGAAAGACAGCGAAUGGUCAAACUACUAUUUACCAACUAAUCUGAACAGUUUCACUGGAUCAGGGUCCAACUACAAUGGACCUAUGACGCCUUUCGUGAUGGCGGUGAUUGGUCUGACGUGGAUAGUGACCAUCGUCCUCCUGGUGCUGGGAAUGACCAUGUACUACCGCACCAUCCUGCUGGACUCCCCCUGGUGGCCGGUCACCGAGGGUGUCAUCAACGUAGCCCUCUUCCUGCUCUACAUGGCAGCGGGCAUUGUGUACAUCAACGACCUGAACCGCGGCGGCCUGUGCUUCAUGACAGUCGGAGUGAACCCCAUCAUGUCCAGCCUCUGCCGCGUGGACGGGGGACAGAUGGCCGGCACGGCCUUCCUCUUCAUCAACAUGCUCAUGUACCUGAUCAGCUUCCUGGUGUGUCUGAAGAUGUGGCGGCACGAGGCCGACCGCAGAGCAAUCGAGGCCAUGGGCAGCAUGACACAGGUACCUCCCUCUGUCGGCACCGCCAAAGCCAAGUCCAAGAGGAUUGUGUUCAAGGAUGAAAUUGAUCAGCCUGCAAGGAAAACCGACCAGACCCACAUUCCGCAGAGAGCCGAGGGACCAGACACUCUGCGUGGAUCCAUUCCCAGCGGAUACGUCCCAAAGCCUCGGGUCAUUCCAGAUUACAUUAUGAAGUAUCCUGAGAUCACGACGGUGGAGGACAGAGAGCAGUAUAAAGCUGUGUUUAAUGACCAGUAUCAGGAAUACAAAGAGCUUCACAAAGACAUCAAUGUCACUCUGGCUAAAUUCAGUGAGCUGGAUGCCAUGAUGAGCAAGCUGUUAAGGAACCUCAACACCUCAGAGGACCAGAGAAGGAUUAAUCAAAUGCUGAAAAAAUUCGAACAAAAGAAAAAUGAUCCCUCAUUUUUAGAGAAAAAGGAUCGCUGUGAGUAUCUCAAAGCCAAACUCAGCCACAUCAAGAACAGGAUCAGGAAUUUUGAUGAGCAAAUGUCAGACAACAGCAAAACAUGAUGAGAUGCCACAAUAUUGCUCAGUAGCAUGUACGACAGCCCACCCGUAUACAGUCCACACUUCAGCACUCCCUCAGAUAGGUUUUACACAUCUAGGAAUGUGCACUCCCCACGAACAUACUACAGCCACGACCCAGCACCGCCUGAGCCACUGUACAUGGAUGGAAACCUGCAGCAUUUCUACAGGUGGUUCUCGCCCCCAGGGAUUGUGAAAAUGAUGGAGGGGGUCUGUGUGCUCCUUUGCUUCAUCAUCUUUGCGUGUGUCGCCUCCACGUUAGUCUGGGACAUGCACGGCUACGAGGCCAGCAUAGGAGGUUACGUGUCAGGCGGAGGAGGAGGAGGAGGGUUUGGUUACAACGGAGGGGUUGGAGCAGGCACAGGCUCAGGCUACUAUGGAGGAUCCUACGGAUACCACAGCUCUUACAUGACCCCCUAUUCUGCAAAGAGCGCUAUGAUCUCUGUGGCAGCCAUCAACUUCAUAAUUGCCUUGGUGUUCCUCGUGGCCAGCUUCUCCAAAACCCGCACUGUACACGGGCGCAGGUUCUACCUGACGGUGCUGGUGGUGGAUGUGUGUCUGGGCAUCCUGCAAUGCAUCAUCAACAUCAUAUUUGUCAUCGGUGUCAAUCCAAUGGCACAGAGCUCUCAGAGCAUGCUGUAUAACCCCAUACUGAUGAUGUGUCAGACGCCACAGAAGCCCAGCAUCAGCGGAGGUGCAGGGGCAGGGUUUCCUGGCUCAUAUCCGAUGUUUAACCAAUAUCUGCACCACUACUGUUACAUGGAUCCAGAGGAGGCUGCUGCUCUGGUCUGUGGUAUAUUGGUUAUGGUAGCACUGAUUACUGCUGCCUACUUCUCCUAUAAAACUCGCAGUAAGAUCUGGUAUCAUGGUAAACCCAACAUUAUUUGGGAGGAGCCAUUCCCCAGCCCAGUGGGGAGAGAAGGGCCAGCUGAUUGGUUGACUAGUGUGGGAAGCUCCCUUCUGCCCCCUGCAGUGGUGGUAUCAGACAAGUCCACCCCUGACCUGAAGAAGGAGCCCAGCAUCAUAUCCUCCCCGGACCAGACCGUCAGUGUGGUCAGCGGAACCACUUAUGACACCGUUUACUCUGAGAACGUCUACAGCGCUCCUCCCGAGCCUUUGUACCAGGACAACGGGAUCAGCUCCAGUGCUUUCGAAGUAGCUGAAGUCCAGUGGACCCCGGCUCAGGCCCCCAAAGCUCAGGGCCAGGCCUCGGCCUCAGAAGAAGAGCAGUAUGAGGCUGGGUACUCCACGAGGACUGGGAUGGCCCCUGAGCUGGACACAGACAGAUGGGAGAGUAGUCAGGCCCAUCUGUCGUUCAACAGCAUGUAUCCAGAGAUCCGCUCAGAUACACAGAGGCAGCAGUACAGGCGGGAGUUCGACUUGGACCUGGCUGAGUACAAGCGCCUCUGUGCCGAGAUGGACGACAUCGGUGACCAGAUGAACAAAUUGAGCAGGGAGCUCGACACCCUCCAGGAGGGAUCCACCAAGUUCCAGGCUGUUGCUGAGGAAUACAAUCGACUCAAGGACUUGAAGCGGGCCCCUGACUAUCAGUCUAAGAAACUGCAGUGCAAGGAACUAAAGCAGAAAUUGUCCCACAUCAAGCGUUUGGUGAGGGAAUAUGAUGAGGACUUUUCUUAGAUGUGGAAAUGUAUGCCUGCCUGAAGGGCCAUCCACUGGAACACUGCUCCAUGAUAGCCAUCCCACGAGAGCCUGAUACUCUUAGCCACGGGCCAGUCACUAGCACUGCUGAGGCACUGAAACCUCCCUCCACAGGAGCCGGAGGCUGCUUGGCCAUCUGAUCACGCUCUGCUCAGGCUACAGCUGUGUGUAAGUAUUAUCAUCCUAGCACAGCGGUUGUAAAAUUAUCUUAGUUCAUUAUCGGUGUGUGGACUCAUCAGGCUGUAUAUCUAACCACCUGAGUGUAACGAGAGCAUCAUAGGGGUAUUUAGCUUAAGUCUCAACACCACCAAGUCAAAAUGGGUCAUAUUAAAAAGCACUGUUUUGUUUGCAUGAAGAAAGAAGUUCUUCCUUUACAUUUUGUUGCUGUGAUUUUCUUUUCUUUUUUUUUUAAAUAAAUAGGCAACGUCAAAGAAGUCAUGAAUUUAUUCACAUAUAUGUAUAUUUUGGACAUUACACAGAAUCUUUUUCAUUACCAAACAAAUUUGAGAAAGUGUUCCUGUUCACUAUUAUGGUAUAUUAAUAAAAUUCUGAGUUUAUGAACACUCACAUAUCA
Clupea harengus (Atlantic herring) is the source of this 4121-nucleotide messenger RNA. RefSeq lists its product as uncharacterized. Lineage: Eukaryota; Metazoa; Chordata; Actinopteri; Clupeiformes; Clupeidae. The record is from RefSeq and is a predicted model, not a curated record. Gene Ontology annotation, cellular component: membrane; transcription elongation factor complex. Gene Ontology annotation, biological process: snRNA transcription by RNA polymerase II; positive regulation of transcription elongation by RNA polymerase II. Gene Ontology annotation, molecular function: cis-regulatory region sequence-specific DNA binding.